AUGAUAAAUCAAAGUAUAACAGACGAUGAAGAUGCAAAUGAUCAUGGUAAUGAAGUACUUGAUUUAAGUAUAAAAAAAAGUUUACUUGUAUUACUUUCACCACCAUCGUCAACAACAUCUUCAUCCUCGUCAUCCUCAUAUUCUGCAUCAUCAGUUAUUUCAUCGCAACAAACUAUUUUAACUGGUAAACGAAUGUUAGAUUUACAUACAUCUAUUUCCUCAUCACCAAUAACAACUAAAGGUCAACAAACAAAUAAACGACCACUACGUUUUCAAUGUAAACAUUGUGAUUAUAAAGCACCAUCAACAUCAUUGAUGCAAAAUCAUAUCUAUCGUCAUACGGAUUUAACACCAUAUGCAUGUGCAUAUUGUGGUCAUAAAUCGACGACAAAAUCAACAAUUAUGGUACAUAUUGAACUUUGCCAUCCGAAUAUGGAGGUUAAAAUUAUUGAAAAUCGUGUUCGUGAACAAGAUUUUUAUCGUGAUUUAAAUAGUUCAGACAUGUCAGCAUUAUCAAAUAAAAUGCAAGAACCACAAAUAAAAAAACAACGUCAUUCAAAUCAGUAUGACAGUGAAUCAGCGCCCAUUAAUGGUGUAGCUAUAUCAUUGAAAACAAUAAUUGAUGAUGGAAAUCAAUUAUCACCAGCGAGUGAUGAAAUAUACGGCGCAGAUAAUUUUGAAUCUAUGCUUUUACCAACAUCGGAUAUUCUAGAUGAUGACAAUGAACAAUUAACAAGAUCAAGUAUUUGUGAAUCAUCACCCACACUCAAAUUCAAAUUAUCACCAUCAUCUACUCCUACAAUUGAAUCUUCAUCUAAAACUUAUAAAAAAGAAUCUGACUCUGACGAUGAGUCAGAAUAUCUUCUUGUCUACAAUCGUCCUAAACAGUAUUUUGGUUCAUUAUACGAGCCUGAUAAACAGUAUGCAUGUACAUUAUGUACAUAUACAACAAACCAUCGACCAAGUAUGGAAGAUCACGUAUAUGUACAUACCAAUGAAAAACCAUACAAAUGCGGCUAUUGUGGCGAGGAAAUUUAUACACGUUACGCUGCUACGUAUCAUAUUAAAUAUAAACAUACUGGCAUGGCACGUAACUUCAUUCAAAACAAAGCUGAUAUCACUAAGUAUUAUAUUAAUCGUGCUAAACGAGACGAUGAAAAGAAUCAAUUUAAAUUGGUUGAUACUCGUCGUGUCAAAAUCCCUUCACGUAAUGGAAAAUCAGUACAAAAUCAACAGAAUAAAAUAGAUAUUCCAACAGAACAUUCUAUGCAACGUGAACGAUCGACUUCUCCUCCUCAUCCUCCUCCUCCUCCACCAGCCCCUGCUCCAUCAGUAAAAUUAGCCCAACCAGCCAACUUACAAUUGUCUACUAUUUCAUCUAACAAUCCACGAGAGACUGCCUCAACAGAUUAUCGAUUUCUAUUAGCAUGGUCGUAUUAUUUAGCAUCGCAAGCUGCUUGGCUUUCACCUACACUUCAACAACAAGGUCAAUCAUCAUUUUCGUUACCUACUGAUCCUGAAUCAGCUGCCAAAUUUCUUCAAACUAUUGAAACAGCAAUGAAUCCUUUAGCAGCCAAACAAACGUUGAACAAUAAUCAUGAACAAACGAGAAAUCAACAUGACUUUGGAACAAAGAAUACAUCUGCUGUUGUUAAAGAUGAACUCAAUGAAUCGUAG
Rotaria socialis is the source of this 1677-nucleotide messenger RNA. Lineage: Eukaryota; Metazoa; Rotifera; Eurotatoria; Philodinida; Philodinidae. The record is from the annotation of a GenBank genome assembly.